CAUGCUGGGAGUUGUAGUUUUUGCAACAGGUGGAGGCACUCUGAUCUAGAGGGAGGGAGAAUGGGUUAGAUGGCGGCAAUUUAUCGAAUGUCUCCAGGUGAACAUUCCAUCUACAGCUGCCACCACCGACUUCCAUUGUUGCUUGGACCAAGCGAACCUGCAUCGGCACCAUUAAAGGCAAUGCAAUCCGCAUGGAGUUCCCGUAAAAGAAUGAACAUGUUUAUACUUUUGGCGGGCUCGAGAUGCCUAAUUUAUGCCGUGAAAAUACACCAAUAUUAGAUUAAUGAGGGUUACUCCACUGCUAGACAUCUUUUGCCCUAUCCAAAGGAGAGGUUUGCUAUGAGGAUUUGCUCCUACUCUGGACAGUUCCUGACACGGACAGAGGUGGCAGCAGAGAACACUGUGGACAAGACUGGAAAGAACUACACAACUUCCUGUGGAGCAUACAGCAGCUAAGGUUACUCCACUGCUAGACAUCUUUAGCCCUAUCCAAAGAAGAGGUUUGCUGUGAGGAUUUGCUCCUACUCUGGACAGUUCCUGACACGGACAGAGGUGGCAGCAGAGAGCACUGUGGACAAGACCGGAAAGAACUACACAACUUCCUGUGGAGCAUACAGCGGCUGAUAAGUACUGGAAGGAUUAAGAUUCUUUUUAUAUAGAAAUCGCUAUCUAUACGUCAGAUGUGGAUAAGGAAGUCGGGACACAAAGACGUCUUGUCAGACAGACAGGUGCCCAUUACUUCACAGUGAUGCAGCACAGGAAUCUCCAGGACUGCUCCGUCCUCUGUCAUUACUAUUAGAGAGAGGACAGGAAUCUGAGGGAGGGACAUCAUCACUUCCUGAUAGACGGGCGCCUCCUCCAGUACCUGUCCUGUGUGUACGUGAGGCCAGAUCCUUACUCUUCUCCCCUCCUGACACCUGCCUGCACCAUCUCAGGAUGCACUACAAGGACCUGGUGAAAUGCUGGCACGAGGGCGUCCUGGCCGCAGAGAAGAAAGACUUGGACGCUGCCCUGAAGAGCUUCACCAGCAUCGAGGAUCCUCCUUCAAAGAUCUGGUUUAACAUUGGCUGCAUCCACCUGCAGAGAGAAGACCUCCUGAACGCCCAGCAGGCGUACAGUCAGUCUGUGACCAAGGACCCCUGCCUGGCUGUUGGUUUCUUCCAAAGGAGCUACGUGCACUUUAAGCUGCAGUGGUAUGAGAGGGCAUUGGGUGACUGCCACCUGGCGAUGGCCCAGCUCAGAAACAACAGCCUUAUAGACUACAAGCAGCUGGGUCUGCACCACCUGCUUCACGCCUGGGAGGUGCUGUAUAACACAGCGGUCAUCCUCUGUUAUCUGGGGAAAUGGGAGAGCGCCCAGCAGAAGAUUAAUGAGGCUGUGAAAUGGCUGCCAGGGGACAUCAAGAACGCCAAGCUAGAGGCUGCCCAGGCCCAGAUUCUGAACCGAUCUCUCCUUCAGCCGAUCCAGGUGCCGGACGGGGAGAUUUUCAGGCCCCGUAAGCAGGAAGUGGAGCUGCUGAAUUCCAAAGAUUUCCUGGGUAAACCGAAGGUCAUCUCCUCCGUGGUUCCCAAUGACCAGUAUAGCGGCUUUGAGCCCCUCCGCCCUCAGAAACCAGGAUUUUACCAGCCGUGCCCGGAUUUCAUGCAAGGCCAAGAUUCUGGAUACCACCGCGUCAUGGUCCAUUAUUAUCCCGAAAACUCUGGGGAGGUGGCGGUAAAGGCCAACAGCAUCUUGUUCGUCCUGAAUAAACAUGGAGACUGGGCCACGGCCAUUCAUGACGGGCAGAAAAUUCUUAUCCCGACUAAUUUUCUGGAAUCGGUGGAUGCACCUAAAGUAGAUAUGAAGCGAAUUAAUAAUGGCAUCCCUCUGCCCCCCAUGAAGAUGCCGCCCACUAGACCCAAUGCAAAGGCCACAGGUAAUCCACUAUCGUCCCAGCAUGUCCCACCACGGCCCAUGGCUGACCUACCCGUGCCCAGUGAGAAGUCCAAGGUAGAAGAUCCGGCUGCCCCUCCGAAAGACGACCCAGCGGUGACCACAUCCGUCCAUGAUGGAGAUGAGGAGGAGACGGCGGCGAGUGCUCCUCCUGAACAAGAACAGUCAGAGCAUGAGCCCAUCCAUCGGGGACCAAUGGAGAUGACCGCACCUACGGUGGUCUGGAAAGAGGCGGAACCUAGACCUCUGCAGAGGGUAGAAAUGGUGAUGAACCUACAGAGUUGUGCACCAGGGAGCCGGGACAUUGAAAAGGGAGCGGCAGGGACUGACAAAGGGACUGUACAUGAACUGGAGUCUCCACCAUCAGAAGAAGAGGUUAUCACAAUAAAGGUGCACAUGGAGUUCACUGUAGAUUUAUCAUUCAGCAAGAACGUCACCUACCAGGAGUUACAGCGCCUCCUAAGGAACAAACUGAAACAGCAAGGGGAACAGAUGGACGUUCAACUUAGUUACAGGGAUAUGGAAGGUAAAGAGUUGACUUCGGUGAAGGAUGACGGAGACCUACAGGGGAUGUGGAAACAAGCAAAAAACAAAAGACUGAUGCUGUGCUGUAAGGACGCCCUUCACUGUGUGGGGAGGCCCAUCCUCUAUCACAUGAAAGCCGUCUAUACAUACACAGCAGAAGGGCCAGAAGAUCUGCCAUUUAAACAAGGGGACAUCAUUGACAUCUUCUCAGAAGUAAAUGAAGAGUGGUUGGAGGGUCACUGCAAUGGAAGUAUCGGAAUAUUCCCAAAGUGUUUUGCCACCAAAGUCAAUGAGCAAGACGAAUCGUAAGAGCAGAGGAGCGCGGGGGGACACAAAGUCAUCACUCUAAAGUAGUGUUUCUCAACCGGGGUGCCUCCAGCUGUUGCAAAACUACAAUUUCCAGCAUGCCCGGACAGCCAACGGCUGUCCGGGCAUGCUGGGAGUUGUAGUUUUGCAACAGCCGAAAGCACCUUGGUUGGAAACUGUGCAAUACGUAAUUCUCUGGAUUCUGCAUUUCCUCUUAAUAUUACAAAUUAUUCCUUAUACAUUGUAUAUACCGUACUUUAUGUUAUUUAUGACAGUGAAGAUGAAUGUAAAAUAAAUGUAACUCAUGCAGGAUUAUUUAGUGAAUUUCUGAUAUUGUCUUUUUGUUUUAAUAUGUAAAAUACAUUAAAAUAUUUGUCUUCUAUAAAAUAUUGUGUAUGAGAUAUUACUUAUACUGUGAAUGUACAGCAUCUGCAUUUUCUUGAUUAACCACUAGGUGGCAAUAUUUACCACCAUUCUAUAUCUCCACUGUUAAACUAAUCUAGAAAUCUCGCAUAUUUUAGUGAUGGCCACUUUUAGUCAUUUUGGUUUUCUGUAAACCUUUUCAUCUACUUUUCUUUUUGUUUUACUUUUCUUUGGCUACCAAACAAAGUAUAUUCUGUAAUUUGAGAUUAAUUUUUAUUAACUAAUAUUUAUGUAUUUACAUUAGGCAGCAGAAGAAACAA
Hyla sarda is the source of this 3446-nucleotide messenger RNA. RefSeq names its product NADPH oxidase activator 1 (gene NOXA1). The transcript is spliced from 19 exons. The record is from RefSeq and is a predicted model, not a curated record. NCBI's taxonomy places the organism in Eukaryota, Metazoa, Chordata, Amphibia, Anura, Hylidae. Bases 937 to 2766 code for a protein of 609 amino acids. Gene Ontology annotation, biological process: superoxide anion generation. Gene Ontology annotation, molecular function: superoxide-generating NADPH oxidase activator activity; protein binding.